AUGACAUUCUUGAUUGACUUCAGGAAGAAAAAGCGACCUCGUCAAGGAUCAGCACGUCCUACGAAAGACAGUCAAAGAAGAACUGGUGAGUUCCCAAUUUUAGAAAAAAGUUUUAAAUCUGCAAAAAAAGAUUAAAAAAUGUUAUAUUUACCCUAAUUUUUGCGAAAAAGUAGUCUAAAACACUAAAAAUGUCAUUACCAACACAGAUCUUCACUAUAUGGUGCGAUUUAACCACCCUUGACAAUCGUGCCUCAUUGGCUCAGGGGCAGAGCGUCUGUCUAGUAAACAGAAGGUCGCUGGUUCGAUUCCAGCAUGAGGCAGCUUUUUUUUUCAAUAGUUUUUUUGUUUUAUUUAAUGUAAAAAGUAUAAUGGACUGUAUAAUUCGUAUUUUACUUUUAUUUUUAUUAUAAAAUUUUAAAAACAUAAAGGUAUUUUUAUCAAAAACAGCGAAAAAUUAAGAAAAAUCGAGACUUUUUUCUAUUUUUAGAGUUUUUUGCAGUUUUAAAUAGCCUUUUUUGAUUUCCAGCUCAAAACGACAAGAAACCGCCAUCGUCCAAGCCCGGCUCGAGGAAAGACAAGAAUUCGCCGGACAAAAGCGAAAAGAAGGUGUUGUUGCCAAAGAAGAAGAAGAGCGGCUCUAGGAUCAUGCGAAACUCAAAAGCCCCGGAUUCUGAAGCGAAUGUGAAAGGAAUGCAAUCGGAAAAGGAACUGGUAAGCUGGGUUUUGGCAGUUUCAACUGAAAAUUUAAAAAUUUUUCUUGAACUUAGGCUUAAAAAUGGUACAAAUUACGUUUUUAUAAAAGUUUUGGCACUUUUUAAACAACGCCAUUCUUUUUGUAUCAGCCAAAAAACUAUGCGCCAUUCUUUUUGCAUCAGCAAAAAACUCAAAUUUUCAAACAAAAUUUUUUUAAUUUUCUGAAAUUUAGUUAAUUUAAGCCUAAAAAACAUUAAUAUUAAUCUAAAAAUAAAAAAUGUUGUGUCAAAAACUACUUUUUACUAUGUAAAACUACCAUUUCCCCCAUUCAGAGAGCCCUAUUUGGUCCAUGUCACUCCGUGCAGCGAUGUCCGAGUGGUUAAGGAGAUGGACUUGAAAUCCAUUGGGCUUUGCCCGCGCAGGUUCGAACCCUGCUCGCUGCGACUGCCUUUUUGGCCUUCCUUAUGUUAAUUUUGAUUAAUUUUUAAUUAAAUUUUAGUAAACUGUUAAAAGAUAUUACUUUAUUUUUAGUUUUUUAUAAACAUUUUGGUGUUUUACUCAUUAAAAAUAGCAUAAAAAGCCAGUUUUUAAGUAUACUAUUGUAAAAUUUCAGCCAGAACCAAAACCGAGGAAAGAAACUGAAGUACUAGAACCAUCGGGAGCACAAAAAUCUAUGGCCCAACUUCCAUCACUAUUCCAACGACCGUCUGUUGUGGCAGCUCCCGAACAAUCAGCAGUAACAGGUAAGGUCAGCAUUGCUUUUCAUGGUUUAUGUAAUUUGAAAUGUCACGAUUAAUAUAAAGUUAACUUAAAUUUUUGACUUAAAUAAUUGUCAUGUGUUGAAGAAAAAAUUUAAGUUUAUACUAGAACGAUAAAAAGUUUGAUUUGAAAGAAAAAAUUUCAUUUUUCAGAAAAAGUGCACCAAUACCUACAAGAGAAGAGUAAUAUGGAAGCAGACAAUGAAGAUGUCCCAGACCCACAGAAUCAACUAGUCGAUGUCAAAGAGGGAAAGUGUAUUGAGCUAAGGAAUGAGAGAACACAAGCUUUGAAAGGGUAAAACUUUUUGAUUUGGGGCUGAUAAGCGGUUUUAAGAAUUUGCACGGUGCAGUCGCUUUAUAGUCAAUCCGAGGACUUUUCAAAAGGGUUGAAAUUUGAAAAAAUUGAAAAAUAGUGUCGACAAGACUAGUAAAAGCCUAAAAUUUAAUUUUUUUAAAAUCAGUCCGAAAACUUUUAAAUUUACGUAAUUUUUUUGGUCUGCACGGUGCAAUAGCUUUAAAGUGUGUUCGAGGACUUUUGAAAAGGUUUAAAAUUUGAAAAAGUGAGAAAAUAGCCUUCGUAGGCCUAGGAGAAGCUAAAACUUAAUUUUUUUAAAAGUAAUCCGAGAAUUUUUGAAAUUACGUAAUCUUUUUUGGUUUGCACGGUGCAAUAGCUUUAAAGUGUGUCCGAGAACUUUUGAAACCGGUUCAUUUUUGAAAACGUUGAAAAUAGCGUUGGUAGGUCUAGGAGAAGCAUAAAUUUCAAUUUUUUAAAAUUUGUCCGAGAACUUUUGAAGUUACGUAAUCUUUUUUGGUCUGCACGGUGCAAUAACUUGAAAGCCUGUACCAGGACUUUUGAAAAAUUUUAAAAUAGCGUUGAUAGGCCUUCAAGAAUUCAAAAUUCAAUUUUUUUAAAUUUGUUUGAAAAAUUUUGAAAUUACGUAAUUUUUUUUGGUUUGCACGGUGCAGUCUCUAAAACCAAAUGAGUUGCACCGUGCAAACUGUCAGAAAUCCUUUAUAAAUUGAAGGAAUACAUUUUUGUGUACUACAGUAACUUUGACCAUUACUUUUAGAGCCCAUUUAAUAAAAGGUGACAUGAGGGGCGAGUACGGCCGAGUAAAUGUGGAGAUACUGAAUGAAGAAGGCGAACCAGAUGGACAAGGGCAUUAUCAGUUGUUGUAUGAACAUGAUAACGCUGCGUUUAAACGAUUAAGGGUAGGUUUGGGUAGUUUUUGUUUGUAAAGAAAGUUUUUGCCAUUUUUAGUUUUGUAAAGAAAGUUUGUGCCAUAUUUUGUUAUGUAAAGAAAGUUAUUGCUGUUUUUUGUUUUGCAAGUAAAGUUAUUGCCAUUUUAAACAAAAGCCAACACAAUUAGAGUUCUGCAGCCUGCGGUGGACAUGUUAUACGAAGAGUUGUUUUAAGCCAUUUUUUCGUCUGUAAAGAAAGUUCUUGCUAUAUAUUGUUUCGUAAAGAAAGUUCUUGCCAUUUUUGUUUUGUAAAGAAAGUUCCUGCCAUGCUUCGUCUUGUAAACAAAGUCUUUGCCGUUUCAGAACGAAUGCAUGGUACUAACGUUGGGCGUGGCGUCUCAACAGAACUGUUUCCAACGUCUCUUCCUUCGCGGAAUCAUCGAAGAUACCACCUUCAACUACGUCCUACUCGAAGGUCUGGGUACCAGUCUGCCAAAUGUCGUAAACACCUACUACAACGGUGUCCUAUGCCAACCCGACGCCUGUCGGCUAGCCCUAAUGACAUUGGAGUGUGUGAAGGCGGUUCACCGUGCCUCGUGCGUUCACCGUGACGUGAAGCCGAGCGUGUUCUUCUUUGGUUCUGGUCGAUUAAAGUGCAAGUUGUACAUUACAAACCUAGGCCUAAGCUACGUUUAUCGAUCGCCGAGGACGUUGGAACCGUUGUGAGUUGAGGGAGGGGUAAACAUGUAGUAGGGGGUGGUUUUUAUGGUAGUAGGGAAGGGUAAUAUUUGGCAAAAGGACGAUUAAAAAUGGCAUUUCGGGGUCAUUUUGAGUACCAUGUUUGGGUCAUUCUGGGUAUGGAGGGUAGGGGGGAAAAAUUUUAAUUUUUUUUAUUUACAGUAAGCCCAGAGAAACAGUACCCUUCAUGGGGAGCCUAAAAUACGCACCACGCCGAAGUCACCAACGAAAAGAACGCUACCCCAUCGACGACAUUGAGAGCUGGUACUACAUGAUAUCCGAAUUCUACGAACCCACAAUAUUACCAUGGUCAUCAACAACGAAAUCAGGCAUUCUCGACCAGAAAACCGACUUUCUACUAACGGAGAACGUGAAACAACUGGUCGAAAGAGAGAAACUACCCAAGUUCUUUGUCAAGCUAAGGGAAACUGUGGAGUUGGACCCCAAAAACCCGUACGAUCAAGUGUCAUACAAGGCGAUAAGGGACGUGCUUCAUGAGGAAUUGAAGUCGGAGAAAGUUGUAAGGGUUUUUGAUCUAAACCAAUAUAAAGAAGGCAGUUUAUGGCCAGAAAAAGACUAAAUAACCUUGAAAAACAGAUGGAUAACAUGAAAUUUGAUUUGAAAUUCUCCUUGUAGGGUCUCCUAACAUUCAUGAACGAAGAAGGCGAGUACAACAACAAGGCCCAAGCCUCCAGCAACAACACAUCAAACCGCCAAAAGAAUUCGUCAACUAAAGAGAAGAAAGAAGCCCCAACAGCGGCCAGUCCAGAGCAUGACGACGAUAUGGACAAACCUCCAAUGCAAGCAUGGGGAAACAAGAGAUGA
Messenger RNA from Bursaphelenchus okinawaensis, 4196 nucleotides. NCBI's taxonomy places the organism in Eukaryota, Metazoa, Nematoda, Chromadorea, Rhabditida, Aphelenchoididae. The record is from the annotation of a GenBank genome assembly.